Molecule: messenger RNA, 2240 nt
Organism: Solea senegalensis (Senegalese sole)
Lineage: Eukaryota; Metazoa; Chordata; Actinopteri; Pleuronectiformes; Soleidae
Gene: cmklr2
Product: chemerin chemokine-like receptor 2
Exons: 2
Coding region: 503-1585 (360 amino acids)
Biological process (GO): inflammatory response; phospholipase C-activating G protein-coupled receptor signaling pathway; positive regulation of cytosolic calcium ion concentration
Cellular component (GO): plasma membrane
Molecular function (GO): complement receptor activity; G protein-coupled receptor activity
Source: RefSeq, a predicted model, not a curated record
ACACUUUUGCUUUUAAGAGGGAAAAAAAAGGAACCAUUACGCAUUCGGCGAAAACCUACAGCAUAAUUGAGAACUUUUCCGUUUACUCACUGACGGGGGGAAAGCUUGCACUCAGGCUUUCACCCUGCUGUGAUGAAAAGAGGCCGCAGCUCCUCUGAAUGAAAGCAUUCUUCAUUCCGUGCGGAUGACCAAUAACUUUUAUGCACUCUGUGGUGCGUUGUUGGACGCGUCAGCCUGGCGCGCCCACUCCGCGCCUCUGUGCUGACAACCCACUGACGGAGUUUAGUUUGGAUGGACGCAGGGACAGACAGACGGACAGACGAGACGGCACACACAUGCAACACAGACAGAGAAGCCCUCCGAAGCCGAGUGGGGAAAAUACGGACCAGGCCCUGAAUGACCGAGCUAAAAGACUACGUUAGCCCGGUUUGUGCCAAACAGCGAGAGAAAAGGGGGCGCUUCGCUUUUUUAGGUAAACGUCAGCACAGUUUACACCCUUGCAAUGAUGGGUGACUCCAGCGAAGACUAUGGAAACUACACCUAUGAUUAUGACCUGGAGUACGGCGACUUGGAAGAUCUCAAAACAGAGCACAGACAAGAGGAAACUAUACACAUGAUCUCAGUGUUUAUCUACAUCAUUUCCUUCGUGCUUGGCUUGAUUGGAAAUGGAACUGUUAUUUGGGUGACGGCGUUCAAAAGCAAAAAGACUGUCAACAGCGUGUGGUUGCUCAAUCUUGCCAUGGCCGACUUUGUUUUUGUGCUUUUCCUGCCCUUCUAUAUUGAUUACAUACUGCGGGACUUCCACUGGAGCUUUGGUGUGACCAUGUGUAAGCUGAACUCAUUUGUGUCUGUGAUGAACAUGUUCGCCAGUGUGCUCUUUCUCACCGUGCUCAGCAUAGACAGGUAUGUUUCACUGGUCCACCUCAACUGGUCUCGGCGGCACCGCACAGUAGAGAGAGCCUGGGUGACUUGUGGCUGUAUAUGGGUGAUAGCUGCUGCCCUGAGCUUCCCCGCGCUGAUUUUCCGUGACACCCUGCGCUUACACGACAAGGUGAUAUGCUUCAACAACUUCCACACACAGGAUGGACAUACAGCAGCUAUGAGACACAUAAUAAUAGUGGCCAUCCGCACCACUGUGGGCUUCCUUCUGCCAUUUACUGCCAUAUGCGUGACAGGCAUACUCCUGUCAAUCAAAGUGAAUCGAUCUGGGGGCUUGGUUCGCUUGUCUAGCUUCUCCAAAACAGUCACUGCAGUUAUUUUGGCCUUCUUUCUAUGCUGGGCACCUUUCCACACGUUUAGCUUAAUGGAGUUAUCAAUACAUUCCUCUGUGUACCUACACAACAUACUGAAAGCUGGUUUUCCUCUUGUCACCAGCUUAGGUUUUUGUAACAGCUGCAUUAACCCCCUGCUAUACAUGCUCCUGGGGAAAAAGGUUCGUCAUAUCCUGAAGCGUGCAUGUCUGGACAUAACUAAGAGUUCACUCCGAGAACUCAGCCAGUCAGUCUCUGCCACUGAGAUGGAAUCUGUGCCGCCACAUUAUCAGGAGAGUCUCUCAGAGGAGCCAGUGGAGUCAUCUGCACUAUGAUUGCAACCUCAGACUGUUAUCCAUGAAAAACACGACUGAGUAUCACUUUAAUGUAAAUGGGGAGGAUUUUGUCCCCCUUUCUUUUCAGCAUAAUGUUCAAAUUUUCCUAUUUUUGUUUCAUUUGGAUGGAAUUGACAUGGUUCAGCGUAACUCCAUGGAAAAGCUGAGGGAAAACUGCAUGCACGUGGGGCUUUUUCAUCUGCACAGCCCCAAGUAAUCGCUAGAAAUGGCAUGACAUAAAUGACAUAAUCGCAGACCAUUGGCUGUUUUAGUUUCUUCAUUGUAAGAUUUUGCUGCUUUUCCUCAUCUUUUAUGAUUAUGAACUGACUAUGUUUGGGUUCUAGAUAGUUGGGCAGUAAAACAAGCAGUUUGCCGAUGUCUCUCUCGGUUGUGAAAAAUAUGAGGGACAUUCUUCAGUCUUUAUAUACCAAUUCUUAAAGUGUAUAACAAACUAUGUAUUUCAGAUGUUUUGAUUGUACUCUUUUGGACCAAGGGCAUUUGCUCAUCAAUGCUGUUUUAAUGCAAAUGAAAUGCAUACUUUUAUAGUUCAAUAAUGUAUUGUACUGAUUUUUAAGAAGUUGAAAUGUGUAUAAACGUAUAAUUCUAAUAUAUUCAGAGUAAAUAGCACAUACAGUGUCUUAUUAAAACUGCUUGU